This is a messenger RNA of Haliotis rufescens (red abalone), 1861 nucleotides long. RefSeq lists its product as uncharacterized. The record is from RefSeq and is a predicted model, not a curated record. Bases 214 to 1215 code for a protein of 333 amino acids. Lineage: Eukaryota; Metazoa; Mollusca; Gastropoda; Lepetellida; Haliotidae. The transcript has 2 exons.
CCGUCUCCACCACUUAGGAGACGCCUAAUGACACAGAGAAAAUGACUUGGACGGACAUGACAUAAGAACUAUGUGAUCGCUUUUCGUUUAAAGCAAUACUUACUCAAACAACCAGCAUCUGAGUGUCCAACGGAGUAAUGGAACUAUUUUAGCACCAACGAGGUGUUAUGCAGGGUUGUGGUAUUUCUCCUAUCUUAUUACCACUGUUUCACCAUGGAAGUGUCGUCUUCACGCGGCCCCUUCAACAGAGCGUUCCGGGAGCUGAACAACAGGAACAACCUGGCCGGGCUGAAGCUGAGAAAGCAGCUGGCCAGCUUUGAUCGAGAGAAGAAGUUUCUCAUGGAGCUUCUGGACAAGGACAAAAUCGACACAUACGGCUUCUUAAAACAGUUGCAGUUAUGUGAAUCCAACCAAGUCCCAGCGUAUACAGAACUUAUUCAAGGCAUGGUCAAAGGCCCUUGCGUGUUUAGACGGAGACUGCGAAAAGCUCACACCGCCCCGUCCGCACACAGCAGCUCCGAGGACGAACAAGCAGAGAGCAGCAAUGGGAAGAAACCCUUUGUGCCCAAAUUCACUAAAGCUCAAAUCAAGCUUCUCCAGGCCCGUAAACCUACCUUGAACAACCACGACAGAGCCGAGAUUUUCCUGAAGAGGCUUCGUGACAAACAGGUUGAGGAACUGGAAGAUGAUAUCGAUAAAAACUAUGAUCCAGAACACUCCUUCAGCAAAAAGAUUUCCCGAUUAUUGUCAGUAGCCACAGACGACUGUGAUCCACACCUAGUUGCGGAAAGAUGGGCGCGCCCACGGGGAAGUGGCUUCCAUACGAUUGAACGCCUGGGCAAUCUUUCAAGUCGGCAUCGUCCUUGUGAUCUCUUCGAAGGCCCCGCUCCAGGAAUAUCCCAAACAAUCCCCGAACUAGUUCCGAUCAAACCCAAAGACUUUCGUCAUUCUGUUACGUCUCCUGUAGAAGAAGAGCUAAUUUGUCCCCCACUUGUGCCCAUCAAGAAACCCCCGAUUGAAAUGAGGCUUCGGACGUUUUAUGAAAAGCUGGAUAUUCUCAAAAAGAAGCAGGACGAGCGAAUGGCUGAGGUACCAAUAUGGGAGAAGAGGAGAAGGUGGAUCUUGUUAACCAGAGGCCUCGGGGCGGCUCUAGCGGAAUCUGACUCCGAAUCUGAUGAAGAGAUGGACAGAUUUCAGCAAAUGCAUCAAUUUUGAAAUUUAGUUCACUGCCCUAUUUCUUUUCGAGAAAGUGUCCAUGAGCUGAGUAUAGUUUCACAGAAUUUGUGUAGUAAAAUACUAUAUAUGUGGUGUCUGUUAGAAUUUGAACAUUUCAGUUCAAAUUUGAUUUAUGAAAUUGUACCUUAUUUUCCGUUUUUUUAUUAAUUAUAGAUAAAGAUAGUACGUAUGUGGGUGCUUUCAUAAGGUUUACAGAUACUUCGAGCAAUUCGGGAAAAUCAAAUUACCCUGUUUCCAUAUUCCUUGGUUUCAUUUGCCACAAUACUGCGGGUGUUCUUAUAUAUGUUUCGAAGCAAAUGUUUUGAACACGAAAAUCUGUCAUUACAUUUCUUACUUUCGUUUUGGAGUUUCGGAUUUUCGCAUUUCGUGGAAUAUCUGAGUUGCCCCCGUGAAUCAUGAUUCAAACAAUGAAAUCACUUAAUAGUGCAUAUGUUAUAUGAGCCCCUCUCAAACUUAUUUCAUUUUCGACAAAUUUCUGAACCAGAAGUAAACGAUGAGAGGCUGCUGAUGCUGGCGGUAUGGUAGCAUCUGUGUGCAGGGCUACAGAGAUCCUUUCCAUGUUGAUUCUGAAUUAGUAGUUUAUGUUGUAAAAUAGUUUGUUUUCCUGAAAAUAAUAAAUAUUUCA